CAUGAGUCGGAGAGGGAAGAAGCCUACUCUUGGCUUGGCCCAGAUACUUGAGUCAAUCCCUAAAAGCUAUGAUUUUGAGUAUUGUGCAGUCGAUUCUACCCAGACGCGAUCAUUCUUGUUGAGCAAUCUCUCAUCGGGAAUCAUGAAGUUUACUAUCAGGAAAUCUGAGAAUAGUCCCUUUGAAGUUAGUCAUACCUCAGGAGUACUACAAGUCAAGGACAAACAGGAGAUAGUCAUAAGUUAUACACCAAAAGAAUGUGAAGUCAUUAUUACAUCUAUAAUAAUCAACCUCAACGGUGAGGAAGAGAGAGUAGUAAAGUUAUCAGCAGUAUCGAAGCAUCCUCUCUUGAGUGUCACUGAUACCUCUCUAGAUUUUGAAGAACUCCUUGUAGGGAAAUCUGAAGCAAAGGAAAUCCUUGUCCAUAACAUAGGCCAAGUCCCUACGUAUUUCAAAAUAGAGAAAGCUAAGUCGGAGGAUGAAGAUACUUCGUUCUAUGUCACUCCAAAGAAAGGGUACAUUCCUCCUGGAGAAAGUUAUUCUCUGACAUUUAAGUAUAAGCCUAGGCUUGUUGGUGUCUGCUCCAAUGCCCACUUCACAGUCAGAAGUAAAGGAGGCAAUAAGAUAGAUAUUAGUUGCUUCGGAGUUGGAACAGGCUAUGAUGUCCACCUCAGUGCAAAAAGUAUGAACUUUGGAGAAACUUCAUACGGAAAUAGCAUCACUAGGUUAAUUAAUGUGGUAAACAAUAGUGAUCUUGCAACCUCAUUUCAAUUCUUAGUAGACCAAAAAAACACUUUUUCGUUUUCAGUCACUGAAGGAGUAGUCAAAGCUAGAAAUUCAGUGAGAGUGAUUAUCUCUUUCAACCCCUUGAAGACUGGAAAUUAUUAUGAAAGAGUGUUCUGUCUAAUCAGGAAUCAUAAACUCCUAUACCUGGACCUGAUAGGUAAUUUAUAUGACGAAAUCACCAAGCCGCUUCCUCUCAUGCAGAGACAUGUUGAAGUGUUCCGCUACAAAGUAAUUAUGGGAAUCCAUUACAAGAAGAAACUCAAUGAGCAAGCAGAAGGUGAUGAAGACUCACUCCAAGAGAUUGAAAUGAACACACACGACGAAGAAGCUAAGCUCAAUCUUGAGGUUCCGAUUGAUGAUCCAAACCAUGUCCUUCAUAAAGAAAUGUUCCUAGAAAAUGAUUCUACUCUUAGAGAUGUGUCCAUUCAACAGCAAUUUAUCGAUUUUAAUUACUGCGAAUAUGGUAAAUCUAGUGAAGGCCAAGGUAUGACUCUUGAGAAUAAACUACCUUAUAAAGUAGAAGUCAGAUUUGUUCUCCCAGAAGUAACUAAUUCUCAAGGAGAAGAGAUCAAAAACCCAUUUGCAGUCUCUGAAAUGACUGCAAUUAUCGAUGCCAAAUCUACGAAGAGCUUUGAUCUCAAAUUUCGCCCUUUCGAACCAGAUUAUUAUUUCUUCCAAAUCCUCCAGUGCUAUGUCUAUCUUCACAAUGGAAAUGAAAACAAAGUGAGAAAAGAUGACGAAGGGAACCCUCAAGGAACUAGUACAGUCCUCAAAAGAAACACCUUCAGAAGUACAAAGGUGUCUCGAUUUGGUGAGUCUAUGUCUGAAGAAAUAGACCCUCCUCUAUGUCUAAACCUCAGAAUAAUUGGUCAUUCCUUCAGUCCUGGCACUCAACCAUUUAUCCCAAUGGUGAAAUUUUUACCAAACAUGAAUGUGGUAUUCCCACCGUGCAGCCCUGGAGAGUCAGUGUAUCAGACAAUUAAGAUAUAUAACACAAGUGAUACCCCAGUGUUUUAUAAAAUGCUGCCAGACCCCUCGAAAGUGUUCAGAAUAUACCCUUUGAUAGGCCUUAUUCAAGGCAAAAGCUUUGCAUUGGUGUGCUUUGAAUUCAGUCCAAAAUCCGCAAACCACUGGAGCUUCACUUCUCAAUGCGUGUUGAAUUAUACUUAUACAAAUGUCCAGAACAUCCAUCUGAGUGGGAAAUGCUUCAAGCCAGAUAUCACACUUGGAAACAAGGGAAAGCUGUAUUUCCCACCCACGUACACAGGGGUUUCCAAGAAGCAGCACUUAGUGAUCAAGAACAACUCUAGGAUACCUCUAGAGUACGACUGUCAUGUUCCAGCUAAGUAUGAAGAAGUGGUCAUUUUUGACCCACCAAAGGCUGUUUUACAGGCACAUGAGGAGAAACAUGUUGUUUGCACAUUCACACCUAUUACAAAAAGAGAGUAUAAGCUUUCAGUACCUAUCCAAGUCACGAAUAUCUUUGAUGUCACUAAAGAGAUGAUUGGGUACUUCAACCCUGGAAGUGGAGUUGCAGUUAAAGCUCAGCCCAAGCGUGAGCAAGCCAAAUAUGAAGUCAGAGUCUAUGGGGUUGGAAAUGAUGGUAGUCUUUCAAUCAAGCCUUCUAUGUUAGAAUUCGACACUGUCACAGUUGGCUUUACAAAGAUAUUAUCUCUGACGGUGAUAAACAAGAGCAAGACUAAUCUUUAUAUUGAUUUUCAACUUGACCAACUUGAUAUCGAGAAGAAGAGUCCUGAGGAACAGAAAGAAAUUAGGAAAAUUGUGAAUGAGAAUUUCAAAUUUGACUUCCAGCAAGGGAUCGUACCUGCCCUCUCUAAGAAAGCAGUGAAGAUAAUUUUCAAGCCAUCACUUAGGUACAAUUUCGAAAUCAAGCUGUUAUGUAAUGCUAGAGAGAAACCUGUGAAUGAUUUGCGAUCAACUAUACAAGCUAAUCAAUUUUUAUCCCAAAAAUAUACAAUCAAUAUCAUGGCCAAAGGAGAUUUCCCUCUGCUCAGAUUUGCUGAUAUCCGAAAUGAGCAACUCAGUGUGUCAAAUCUAUGGGAAAAGUUUCAGCUCACUGCUCUGAAUAAAGAGCUUCUGACUGUCCUCAACAAAGACGAAAUAGAGUAUUCAAAUUCUGAACAGAAAACUAACCAAAGCGUCCAAGACUUACAGAAAAAUAUUAAAGUAUUCAGCUGGGAUUUUGGGAAAAUACCUAUUAAAUACAGUCAUAAACCAAGGAAAGUCACCCUUACUGUAAGAAACGUUGGAGGGGUUCAUGCUGAAUGGGGAUUCAAACUCCCAAAUGACUCAGAAAUAGAACUUGAGCCAUGGGCUGAUCCCGGAGAACCAACACCUGAGCAAGCCUUUGAGAAGCAUAUCUUGGAUAAUGAAAUCUUCAUGAUUGAACCAAAGACAGGAUCAUUGGCUCCUGGAGAGCAGACAGAUGUGAAUGUCUACUAUGUAUCGAAAGAAGUUAAUUUUCAUCACUUGAAAGUGUUCCUUCAGAUCAGCAAUGGGAAGCCUCUGAUUCUUGAUCUAAAGGGAGAAACUUUGUCUAGAAGGGCUAAUCUCAGACUCUGCAAGGAUGAGUACCACAUUCCUCCAGUACCUAUUGGGCUAGAGUGGUCUGUAACUUAUCCAAUAGAGAUCAAGAAUCUUGGUAUUACAAAGCUAAAGUAUAAAAUCGAUCUCGAAAGCCUAAAGAAGCUUAAUGAUGAAAAUCAUAACUUCAAUAUCUUUGACAUUGAGAACCCUGAAGGUGUUCUCAUGCCGAACGAAAUUCAGUAUCUCUAUUCAGUGUUUAGACCACUUGAGUGUAAAGAAUACAGCAUUGAUUUGCCUCUCAAGGUGUCUGAUAUCGAAGGAGUUGUCCAAAAUAUUUCCCUGAAAAUCAAUGGUAUCGGAUACCAAGGAGAAGAAAACAAGCCUAAGGAGAUUCAAUUCUAUGAAGAUCUUCCGAAAUGCAGAGCUCAUUGUCAAUCUGAUGAUGAAAUCCUCGCCGCUUUCUCAAUUGAAGAGAUUGACUUUGGAGAAGUUGAUCCAGAAGAACCUUCAAAAAGGAUGGUGAUCUUGUAUAACAUGUCUCCUACACAAAAACUAACUUUUGAGUUCUUCAAGACGGGUUUGCUGUGCACUGAUAAUAUUAAUUUGAUGCCAAUAUCAGGAGAGCUUGAGCCAAAUUCACACAAGAAUAUUAAAAUGGUACUCAAAGCAGCCCAGCUUCCUACCAUUUUCGACGGAGAGAUCAUGUGUCAAAUAGAAUGGGAAGAUAACGCCAACAGAGGAGUGGGAACCAUCAAUGAGACCCACACUGGAACCAAGAGUGUGGUCACCCAUGCUAAUGAGAAUGAAUUCUUGUUCAUCCGUCUCAAGAAGCGUUCUUGUUUGGAUAAAUAUGUUAGAAAUAACAACUAUGAGUUAGUUAAAGAUCCAGUGAAGCCAUCUCUUUUCCUAAACAAUCUAUUUGUUGAUGCAAUGAAUGAAGUCCUUGAAGACAAAGAUACAGAGAAACUGUUUGAAAAACUUGAGGAAGAACCCAUCGGAACUUAUUCAAUGCUUGAUGAACAAGAGCCUCCUACCUGAAUGGAUGUAGUUGACCAGCUCGAUGAAGGAAUCAAGGAAUACAAAGCAGAGAACAACCUCAAUGCUAUUGGAUGGAUUGAGCAAUUCAGACAUCCUAGUUACGAAGCUGAGAUCCAAACCCAGACUGGCCUUGAUGAAGAUGAGCUUUUCUGCAAAAGGAUCCUACUAGAUUCAAGAUACUCCGAUUUGAUAGAGUACAUGCUAGAAGAUACGAUGUUCAACUUAAUGGAAGAAGCAACUUAUGAAGAAUUUGAUCUUUCCCAGAUUCAAAGAACAUAUAUUAAGAAAGAAGAUCUAGAGUAGCUAAUAAUUAGAGUAAAACUACACCUUGAAAUACAACCUUUUC
This is a messenger RNA of Moneuplotes crassus, 4715 nucleotides long. NCBI's taxonomy places the organism in Eukaryota, Ciliophora, Spirotrichea, Euplotida, Euplotidae. The record is from the annotation of a GenBank genome assembly.